UGGCCCAAACAAAAAUUCUUUUUCUGCUAACUGGGGAUAUAUCCCCCUCGCGGCACAUAUAGUGACUCUUGAGUGAACCUGCAAACCCCAAUCCAAAUGUGACCGAAUCGAGAUGGAUCUUCGUGGCUAUAGUCUCCCGAUCCAUACUCCUUACUACCCACACCUGCGAGGACGUUCUGGUGAAACAAAGCCAGACCUGAGGGACCCUUACAUGUACGAGCCAGAUCACUCAGUCGGCAACCUCAGUUUGUCUGAAGACCAACCAGAAGACAUGCCUUACUGGACCGGCUCGCCGAAGAGACAUGCCCAUAGGGGAAGCCCUCGGGGCUCGGAUCACAACCCCCGCGAGCGCAAGAAGCCCUUGGGCAUGCCAAGGAAAGAAAACCCCGGCAUCGAUGUUGCAUUACGCAACCUCCAUCACGAGGUGAGCACGUCGCUGAAAAUGUUCCAAGCCUUUGUGCAGUGCUUCGAGAGCCAGGUCAAGCCGCUCCAGGACUGGGCCGAGGACUACACACUGGAUACAGUCUGGAGAAACAAGGUCAAGGACCAGUUUCGCGGAAAGCGCGACAGGGGCAAGUUUGAAGGGGCGGCAGCGCGCUUCUUGGACAACAGAACAACCAUCAAGAACGCCGUGAGGAACGCCAAAUCCCUUAACGAGGCAUGCGACGACAAAUACAAGAUCGAGCGCGAGAUCCGCACGGCCAAGAAGGCGCUCCUCUACUGUGACGGCAUCAUCGACCUUGCCGAAAGAUCACCGAGUGAGCGGCUGGCUUGCAAGCAGCUGGUGACUGAGCUCGAAGAAGUGAAGUGCCUGCUGGAACGGAGGAAGCACCCAUGGAUCUGUAAGUGACUUGGACCGGGGACCCGUCUGAGAGCCCCCAAAGUGGGCCAAACGGUCAGGUGCUGAUACUCGGAUGCAGAUGGUGAUGAAGCUGUCGACCAGGAAGGAGGAUUCUCGAAGCGUUCGAGACCCCCGGCAAGAAAGGGCAAGGAGGAAAAGCCGAAGAGAAGUGAUAUGGGCUCAGAAAACGAGAGGUUCGACGAGGAGGAUGGUGGUAGAGCAGAGCAGCAGCACGAGCCGGACUACUCCUUUGACAAUGCGGCAGAUAACCCCCCGGAUGACGCAGGUGACCACCAUGGUGGUGAGGCAUGGUAGUUAAGAGAGAGCCGGUAGCUCAGCACAAAGCUAACGUCGGCCGAGGUGGCGGGCGGUGGUUGAUUCAGAGCCCAUGAUCGUUAGCAGUAUCCUUAUCCCCAAUGGGAGAGUAUGGAAGCGACUUCUUACCUGAGAAAAAAA
Messenger RNA from Chaetomium strumarium, 1297 nucleotides. RefSeq lists its product as uncharacterized. The transcript has a single exon. The record is from RefSeq and is a predicted model, not a curated record. NCBI's taxonomy places the organism in Eukaryota, Fungi, Ascomycota, Sordariomycetes, Sordariales, Chaetomiaceae. The coding region runs from base 113 to 850 and encodes 245 amino acids.